AUCAACGAUACCUGCGUCACUUCCCUGUCCGCUCCACCCACUGCUUUAUAUCUUGUACUACGACUGACUUUUUGUCGCGGCCUAUGUGUUAUUACACUGUCACCAAACCCGAAGCAAGGACGCAAAGCAAUUGUGUGUACAAGCUGUUGAAGGCCUGAAAUCUACUUGGUCCUUGUCAUUCUCCUUGUCUUAUGAUGGCUAGUUCUGAGCACUACAGCGACCUGGAGUCGGACCACUGUGCAGACUGGUCCGGGAUGGACGCCCGGCUGCGAUCCUUCCGCGACUUCCCCCAGCAGGUGUCGGCGGAGAGGCUGGCGAGGGCGGGGUUCUACUUCACGGGCGACGCGGACCGCGUGCGCUGCUUCAGCUGCCGGCAGACAGUGGAGAACUGGCGCACCGAGGAUGUGCCCGCCGAGCGGCACCAGCAGGCCUCGCCCGCCUGCAAGUACCUGAGCUGCACCCACCGCCUCGGCCCCAUCCCCCCGGUCAACGGCGCCGCCUACGACGAGGAGGCCGAGGACAUGGAGUACCGCCUGCGCACGGGCGAGGUGGUGGACGAGUCCACGUACCCGCUGGCGCCCCACAUGCGCAGCGAGGACGCGCGCCUGCGCAGCUUCGCCGCCUGGCCCCCCGGGGCCCCCGUGCAGCCGCGGGCGCUGGCCCAGGCCGGGCUGUACUACCUGGGGGCGAGGGACCGUGUCCAGUGCUUCUGUUGCGGGGGCAUGCUGGCCGACUGGGAGCCCGGCGACGAGGCCUGGACAGAACACGAGAGGCUCUUCCCCAACUGCUUCUUCAUCCUGGGCCACGACGUGGGGAACGAGCCCUCCGAGCGGGAAGCCUCCAUGGAGUGCUUCGAGGACCGCCUCCAGAGCUUCAGCGGUGUGUCGCACCCCGUGGACCCCGAGAGGCUGGCCAGGGCGGGCUUCUACAGCAUGGGUGUGUCGGACCGUGUGAGGUGCUUCAAGUGUGGAGGGGGCCUGAAAGACUGGCAGCCUGAGGAAGACCCUUGGGAAGAGCAUGCCAAGGAAUACCCAGGAUGCAGAUUUGUGGUGGAGGAGAAAGGCCAGGAGUUUGUGAACAGUGUCCAGCUGCGAAACCCCCGACGGGGCUCCCCGACUGUGUCCCACCAGAAUGGGUUUUCGCGACACGAAACGGAGCACAACGUCAUGCAGUCGGUGAUCGCCCAGCGGGCGGUGGACAUGGGUCUGGACCCCGCCAAGGUGGAGAUGACCAUCCUGGAGAAGAUCCGCCGGACGGGCGAGGGCUACGCCGUGGCGGACGUGCUGGUGGAGGACGUGCUCGCCAUGGAGACCGAUGUGGAGCAGUCGCAGCAGGACGAUGAUGAAGACCCCCUGGAGAAGUUACGGAAGCUGCAGAUGGAAAAACAGUGCAAGGUGUGCAUGGACAAGGACAUUGCCAUUGUCUUCAUCCCCUGCGGACAUCUGGUCACCUGCGAGAGAUGCUCUGUGCCCCUCAAGAAGUGCCCCAUCUGCUGUGGUGCCAUAACUCAGAAAAUAAAGACCUACAUAUCCUGAACCCGCUCGCCCAGUUCCCUGCUGUGGGGCUGAGAGCCUGACAUUGAAUUAAGAUUGCUUUCCAAACAAGUUUGUAUAAACCUUUGUUUUGGUACUAAUGGUGUAAGAGAAUCAGGAAAUAUAAUUAAGGUCUAUUAAUUUUUCAAGCUCAGAAUCACUGUAAAUAAACAAACAUUGAAAUCUCUGAAAUAUGUCAUUAGGAUUUCAGCACAGAGCUCUACCAGGAUUAUGCUUUCUAUAUCCCCCUUGUCAUACUUAUACGAGGUAUCCAUGACUCUAAUGCGCUCUAUUUUGCUUUACAGCAUCUUACUGGAACGCUGCUAUUGAACUAGUAACAGGGAACAUAUUAUUUUUUUGGACCAUGUUGUAAAUAACAUUAGAAAUGAGGUGUAAUUAUGUGAGAUGCUUUCUGUAUUUAUUUAUGUCCAAAUCAAGCAUAAUGCUGAAUAAUAUUUUUGAUAUAUUUCAAAUUUAACUUUGAUUCAUACACUAUACAUCACACUGUUGUCUGUUAAAUUCAUCUUGUGUGGCUGUUUUGUGUGCAUAUUGGUUUUGUAGAUGUGGCCUUUGCUUUGUGUUAAUUAUCGCUUUAAAUUUAAGGUAACUAUAUACAGUUUUACAUAGUUCACUUAGAUUUUAGCAAUCGAUUUUAAUGGUUGAAGGUGAAGGUUUAAAGUGAUCAAUUUUCUCAGCUUUCUGGCACGAGGACAUCUGUUUACUAAGGCAAAAAUAAAUGAGUCACAUAAACUUUU
Molecule: messenger RNA, 2287 nt
Organism: Anguilla anguilla (European eel)
Lineage: Eukaryota; Metazoa; Chordata; Actinopteri; Anguilliformes; Anguillidae
Gene: xiap
Product: X-linked inhibitor of apoptosis
Exons: 7
Coding region: 192-1535 (447 amino acids)
Biological process (GO): positive regulation of protein ubiquitination; negative regulation of apoptotic process; regulation of cell cycle
Cellular component (GO): nucleus; cytoplasm
Molecular function (GO): cysteine-type endopeptidase inhibitor activity involved in apoptotic process; ubiquitin protein ligase activity
Source: RefSeq, a predicted model, not a curated record